GACGAAUCUUCGGUAAAUACGAGUACGAGACGACUUACCAGACCCGUCCAAGUUUGUACAGUAUUGCGGAAGCAAAACCCCGUGCUUUAAAAAUCUCAACGAUCCAGAUCGUCCUGUCAACGAUCCAGAUCGUCCUGUCGCCCUCGUCCUUCCAAUCCGGGUAUAGGGUUUUUAGCGCCGCCUCCCACCUCCAGGUCCCCCUCUCUUCCGCGGUUCCGCCAUCGCGUCGCGAACGGCGGCCAGAAAAAAGAAAAAGAAAAAAAAAACAGCUCGCCGCACCAAUCUCCCCUACCAUAUCGAUCGACCCUGCAAGGUUUAAUCCAACAGAAUUCCACCGGAAAUUUGGUGAAGUGCUAAUCGCUUGCGGCUUGCCUGCCCGGUCUCGUGGCUUUGUGCUGCUCCCGCUGUGGUGAGGAACCCUAGGAUGGCGGGGGUUUCGAUGGCGGCGGCGCCUGAGGGGGUGCUGCACCGCCGGAUUGAGUUUCAUCUUGCACGGAGACCGCAUGGCUCUGUGGCGGUGGGCGGCGGCGGGUUCCGGAUGGAGACGCUGAACCCGGACGCCGCUGGUAAGGUGGGGCCCGGGGAGGCGGUCGGGAGCAGCGAGGGGGAUGCGAGGAGGCCGGAGAAGGGAGACAGUGGCGGGAUCGAUCCGGAGCUCAGCGUCGCAAGGAUCUACCUCGGGAGAAUUGGUGCUGGAUUGGAAAAUCUUGGGAAUACCUGCUAUCUCAACUCAGUUCUGCAAUGCUUGACGUACACGGAGCCGUUCGCUGCCUAUUUGCAGAGCGGGAAGCACACGUCCUCAUGUCGCACAUCCGGAUUUUGUGCAUUAUGUGCUCUUCAGAUACAUGUCAAGACUGCUCUAGAAUCAACUGGAAAAAUAGUGACACCAUUUCGUAUUGUCAAGAACUUGCGCUGCAUUUCUCGCACUUUCCGAAAUUCAAGACAAGAAGAUGCACACGAGUUAAUGGUUAAUUUGCUUGAAUCCAUGCAUAAAUGCUGUUUACCUUCUGGGGUAUCGACUGAGUCUCAAAGUGCUUAUGACAAAAGCUUAGUUCACAAAAUAUUUGGUGGCCGCCUUAGAAGUCAGGUCAAAUGCACACGUUGCUUACAUUGCUCCAAUAAAUUUGAUCCUUUCUUGGAUCUCAGUCUUGAGAUUGCCAAGGCCACGACUUUGGUGCGGGCACUUGAAAAUUUUACCGAGGAUGAGCUACUAGACGAGGGUCAAAAGGAAUACGAGUGUGAACGCUGCAGGCAGAAAGUUGUAGCAAAGAAACGACUUACAAUUGAUAAAGCCCCCAAUGUCUUGACAAUUCAUCUGAAGCGCUUCAGCCCUUUCAAUCCUCGUGAGAAGAUUGACAAAAAAGUGGACUUCCAAUCAAUUCUUGAUUUGAAACCAUUUGUUAGUGACUCUAAAGGAACAGAUUUUAAAUACAGCCUUUAUGGUGUCCUAGUCCAUACAGGUUGGAGCACUCAAUCAGGCCAUUACUAUUGCUACGUUCGUACAUCCAGCGGGAUGUGGCACAAUCUUGAUGAUAAAGAGGUGCGCCAAGUUCGUGAAGCAGACGUAUUGAAGCAGAAGGCUUAUAUGUUAUUUUAUGUACGUAACAGUAUUGGGAAGUCGGUGGUGUGCAAAGAUAAUAAUGCUGCUAAUUUGCUCAAGAAGAAAACCUCUGAAAAAAUCUCAAGUUUGAAUGGUAUUGCACAAACCAAUGUAAGAGCACAAAAUUUGAAUGGUGUGUCUCCAUUUGGUGAUAAGACGCACGGCACAAUCAUUGGCUACUCUACAAUUUCCAGCAAGACUAAAACAAUCCACUGUUCAAAGAAUGAGGUCAAAGCUGAAGAUGCUCCAGCCUCUCAAAACAAUGCUCUACCUUCCACACAAGCCCCCAUAGCUCGAAAUGAUGUUGGUAUCUUGCCAACUAAACCAAUGCAGUUUGCUGUAAAAAAUGAGGAGAAAACCUCAUCCCACCAACCUGCGCCAUUUACAAAUACUUGUGGUGAACAAACAGUUGUUGGGAGGCCCUUGCAGGAAAUGGAACCUAAGGCUGGUGCAGGGGAAAAUACUUCUGUUGUCUCUGCUGUUGCUAAUGAUGCCGCUACAUUGUCCAAGGCAGACAAACUAACUUCUCAGCCUCAAACAGCUCCAUCUUCCAAGCCAACUGCCAAUGUAAAGGACACAGCUACUGAGUUUGCUACACUGUCUUUAUCAAAGAAGGAUUCUGUUGUUUCAAAUGGUGCUGUGCUUAGCAUUGGAUGUCUCACAUCCGGUGAGAAAGCAAUGAACUUAUCAGAAUCUGUGGAUCAAGCUAAUGAAAUCACAAAGGCACUUCCUACGAGUCAGAACAAUACUGCACCAGUAAUUGCUCAAGCAGAUUGUGGAGUAGAGAUCAGCUCUGGUGUCAUCAUGCACGUUGCUGUGUCUGCUUCAUGCAAUGGAACUACAGAGAAAAAGGUGAAUUCGAAGUCAAAGAAGUUUGUGAGGUAUCCUGUUGUGAACAUGUGGUUAGGGUCCAGACAUCUAAAGCCAGGGAAGAAAGCGAACCGCAAGAGAAGUAAAAUGAUAAGACGUGUUGUAGCCUGCAAGGACGCGGCAAAUUUAUCUUGUUUGAGUGAGCAGCUGACGUCAACAUCGUCCACUGCAUGCUCUGAAACCGUAGAAUGUACCUCCAGCCAUCAGAAACGGUCACAUGCUAGUGCAAGGUCCAAAGAUGACGCCCAGUCCUCGCAAAACAAGCAGAAGGUCGACGGAGCUCGUGUCGGUGCUGGCACAAGUGCACCUUCUUGCAGUGCCGGCGUUCCAAAGUCUGAUCCGAACCCUUCCACAGAUGCUAAGGUUGUAGCGACCCAGCCUGCCAGUAUUCGCGCAACGGACCUGAUGGAAGCUACCGUUCCGCGCUGGGAUGACGUAGACAUGCCAAACAUAAAGGUCGCUGAGCCGCAGUCCAAACGCAAGAGCGGUGGCUACAUCUUAGAUGAGUGGGACGAGGAGUACGACCGAGGGAAGACGAAGAAGGUGCGGAGGUCAAAGCAAGACUUUGGCGGGCCAAACCCGUUCCAGGAGGAGGCGGACUACGUAUCGCAGCGGAGGACGAAGCAGAAAUCCUACCGAGGCAAGUCUUGGAACAAGCGGGCCUAACACGGUAGAGAGGGGGGAGUUGAGAGAAUACGAGAGAGAGAGAGAGAGAGAGAGAAUCCCCGGACGCACAUGCUGUUUGUUGUUACGUUUUAGCACCCAUUGGUGAGGGAGAUUUACGUUUAAAAACCAUAUCCGUCGUCGGUACGGUAGUCCCCAUUAGUUGUCGACGAUGUGACGUUUUGGGCAGUUUUCGUAGAACAUUUGAAACAUUUGUUCGGUUGUAACGGAGUGCUGUUUAGUUGAGUUGGGGGGAACAAAAUUGGCGAGACUAUUUUGCUGCAUUCUGCUCUGCUGUUUUUAGUUACUGAUGAAGAAUAAAACGAUGGUGGUGAUCAGUUUUAUGAUUCA
This is a messenger RNA of Zea mays, 3484 nucleotides long. Its product is annotated as ubiquitin carboxyl-terminal hydrolase 23. The transcript is spliced from 11 exons. The coding region runs from base 425 to 3136 and encodes 903 amino acids. Gene Ontology annotation, molecular function: cysteine-type deubiquitinase activity. Gene Ontology annotation, biological process: protein deubiquitination. Lineage: Eukaryota; Viridiplantae; Streptophyta; Magnoliopsida; Poales; Poaceae. The record is from RefSeq and is a predicted model, not a curated record. Gene Ontology annotation, cellular component: nucleus; cytosol.